Cladocopium goreaui is the source of this 9573-nucleotide messenger RNA. The record is from the annotation of a GenBank genome assembly. NCBI's taxonomy places the organism in Eukaryota, Dinophyceae, Suessiales, Symbiodiniaceae.
AUGGCUGGUUUUGCAACUUCGGAAGAUGCCACGGUGAGCGCCUUGAGCUGGUUCAAAGUGAGUUUGGUAGCGGAGCCCGGACGACCGGGCUCCGUUGCCGGUGCCCUCGCGUUUGUGCGCGGGCUUGCUCCUUCGGCUGCCACCUGCGGAGGCAGGUUGCCACUUACGAGUGGCCACUACAUCCUGCGGCUGCUCGAGAUUCCUGACUCCUUGGUUGGUGGCCUCUGCGGCAACGGGCUUGGUGUGGUGAUCCAGGACAACUUCGAGCGCUUCAACCUGACCUUUGCUGCUGAAGGUCUACGGCCUCUGGCGUUGGUGAACUUCCCCUACUGGCUGGUCUUGGCAGAGCUCUUUGAGUUCCGAAGGGAUACUCCACCGGGUUGGGCUCCGGGGGACCCUGGUUAUCCUCUAAGAUUGUACCUAGAGAAACUGCAGCUGUGGUACAAGACAACGACAGCUGAAGACGAAGUUGUCGGACCACUGAUAGCCGGCAGACUACAUGGUCGAGCGGCGAAGGUGGCGAUGUCUUUGAGGAUUCCCAGACCCGAUGGACAGCUGGACAUUGGCCCGGACGCUUUGUCACGACUGGCUGUCGACGAGGUGGUGGACCCCAACACUGGUGCAAUCAUCCAGAACCACAUAGCCAGCGGAGUGCAGUACCUCAUGCAUGCGCUCCGACAAGCUUUUGGACAACUUGACCAAGAUCUUGCAACAGCAGCGUUGGACAAGUUCUUCGGCCUCACCCGUCAAGGUCAAAAGAUGUCACUGGCUGAGUACGCUGUGGAGUUCGAGACAAGGUAUGACGAGGCGCAAGAUAGAGCAGGACUUCAGUUGAACAACGUCGCCAAGUUCUACCUUUGGUUCAAGCACAGCGGACUACCAGCAAAGACCAUCGACGACAUCAAGUUGCAGGUCAAUGGAGACUACAACAGAUUCGACGAUGCAAAAGGCCUGGCUUUGAGACUCAGCCCAAACAGGAAUGAAAAUGACCACGACAUCUUCUAUGGCGACUACAUGGAUGAGGAGCUCUAUGAGGAGGACUGGAACCAUGACUAUGAUGAUGAAGACCUAUGGUGGUAUGGCUAUGGAGGAUAUCCAGAAGACGAUGAUUGGUGGGACUACGACUAUGACUAUGACGACGGCAACUACUACUGGGAUGAUGAUGCUGGCUGGAGAGAAGAGUCCCAAGAAGAACAGAAACCUUCUGGAGCAAACGAGACUGUGGAUGCCGAGAACAAGGAUGAGACGCAGAUCCAUGAGGACUACUACAAAGGUGGAAAAGCCAAGGGCAAAGGUGGAGAUGGAUGCUUCAACUGUGGCUCACAUUGGCACAUGGCUCGCGAUUGCCCCUUGCCAUCAAACCGACAAGAACAUGGAAAAGGGAAAGCAAAAGGCUAUGCUUUUGGACGCAAGGGCAAAGGCAAGAGCUAUGGCGGCUACAGACCUUACAAGGGCUUCGGAAAGUCGAAAGGCUAUGGCAAGUACGGUGGCAAGUAUGGAGGAAAGUUUGGAUCCGGUGGCAAAGGCUAUGGAAAAGGCAAGCGCUACUGGUAUUCCUCUUCAUCGGCAUCAAGACCUAAGAUCGACUUCUCCGAAGGCAUUCCAGACUCCACUACAUCGACAUCAACGACGCGGCAUUUCAACACCGUCACUGCCAACUACAACAACCAUGCUGAGACCUUUGUGAUGCACACUUCUUCAGAAGAAGAAGAUUUCAAAUGGGCGAGAUCUACUACCAGAAAAGCUGCUGCAGAGCCUUCAGAUGGUCAUGCACAACCUCCUGGAGAACGAAAACAUGGCACAGCCUUCAACUUUGCAGUCUUCCAUGCGGGCAACCAGAUGGAUGUGUUGGAGAGCUACUUCAAUGUCCGAGGAGAACAACGCCAUGGUCUUCUUAUCGACCCAGGAGCAGCAUCGGGCCUAAUAGGCUCUGACACCUUGAAGCAGCUGAUGGACAACUGCAUCACGCCUUUUGGCAAACAACAUGAGGUCUCCAUGAACUACCAGAAAACAACCCCUGUGAGCGGCAUCAGCGGCGAAGCAAAUCAGACCUUGGGAGAAAUCUCCAUUCCCUUGCAAGCUGGCGGCUACUCCAUCACGUACACGGCAGAUGUCAUUGGUGGCUCUGGCUCUACUUGCCCGGCAUUGGUUGGCAACCCAACACUCUGUCGCCUUGAUGCCAGUAUCUUUGCCAACUGGUUUGCAAAUGGAGAUGGACUGAUGAUGGUUGGUGGAAGAGAGAAAGACAGCGAGGAGAAGCAUUACCGCAUCUUCCGCUUGCUCUUGACAGACUCGGGGCACUACAUCCUGCCGACCGACCACGAGCAGACAGCACGCGUGGCCAAGGAGACCAAGAAGGAAGUCAUGCUGUUCACGCAGAAGGUCGCUGAGGAGAGUGCCAAACAAUGGAACGAUGUUCAUGACCGAGUCCGUCAUUGCUUCCUCAACUACAACAGGCCAGUCACCGUUUUGCAGCCAGGAGGUGACCGGGGUGAUCAAAACGAAGACAUCAUCCAUAGCGACAGCAAGACAUUCAACCAUCAAGAACGACAUCGACCUGACAAGCAUCAUUCACAUGAACCUGAUUCAGCACAACCUCAACCUGAUUCACUUCAAACACAUGACACAACAUCCACAACACAACAACCUGAUCUACCUCCAUCACAUGACCAACCAUCUCAACAACAUGAUGCACUUCGACCUGAACCUGAUUCAGUACCACUGCAACAAGAUCUACCACGAUCAGAAUCUGAAUCGGCUCCAACUGUCCGAACCAAGACAGUUCAGUUCAUUUUGGACGAGCCGCAACAACCAGUUUCACAGGAGCCAGCCAUUUUGGCCAAUAAGUCUCCUUUGACUCCCAAGGAGUCUCACGUGCACUACGACGACGUCAAAGCAGAGAUGACCAACUCCAAAGCUUCUGCCAUUUUGGCAUCAACAGCUGGAGACGACGAGCACUUCCCGAAGUACCAGGAAGACCAAUUGCCUGAAGGCGCUGAUGUGCCGAAGCUGACAAGACGAUACAAGGCCCUUCCUGAGGAGUACUACACAAAGACGGGCAUGGCUCCAGUCACCCCCAAGAACUUCAACAAGUGGUUCAAUCGAACCAAAGGAAAAGGACUUCGAUGGCACUUUUGGGAGCUUUUCUCCGGCACUGGAAGACUCAGCUUGGUGAUGUUCAUGGCUGGACUCAUUGUUGGCUUUCCCGUGGACUUCCGCUACGGCUGGGACUUGUCAAACGAAAGCCACCAAGCUAUGCUUCGCAAAGCCCAAGCUGAAUUUCAACCAGGAGUGGUGCACAUUGCACCUGACUGCGCACCAUGGAGUGUCUCUUCGUCAUCGAAAGAUCCUGAACUUCGACUGCAAGAACGUUGGGCUGCUCGAUCAUCGCUGGAGUUCACCCAGGAGACAUGUGAGCGUCAAUGCAAACAUUCCCGUGGCUACAACAUGGAACAGCCCCUAGGCAGCGCACUUUUCCAAGAAGAUUUACCUGAGAAUCCACUACGACUUCAAGCUCUUCCAGGACAUCGCAAACGGCAACGUCUGGAUCAAUGCAUGCUUGGAGCUCAAGAUGAACAUGGAGCCCCUGUUCAGAAGGCUACUGGAUUCUCUUCAAACAUCAAAUGGAAGCGCACUGCUCUACGCUGUUCUGGACACAAAGGGAAACUACAUGCUCACCUUCGUGGAACUGACUCCAGUGGUUUGACGAUGACAUCAAAAGCCGCAGCCUAUCCUCGCAGCAUGUGCCAGAAGAUGAAGUUGGAUGUGAUUGACUUUCUCCACAACAACAACUUGCUACAGCUUGGCCGAUGGCCUGAACAUCUUCGACAUUUUGCUGUUCAACAUUUCUACGAAUGUGUUCGAUGUCAGCUUGGUCGUUUUUGUCCUUCAGACAUUCCACACACUAUGGUUCCCAAAGAAUGUCGACAUGGACGUUGGGCAGCUGGCACUGGUCCGAAAGGAAAAGGAAAGACAACAACACCUGUGGACCCACUUGCCAACUGGAAAGAACGAGCUGACAGAGAGAACUACGAAUCCAUCAAGAUCCACGACCACUCUUUUCCAGUACUUGACCAAUCCCAACAACACUAUCUCAAGAGGCUGCUGAUUGAAGCAGUUGACAUGACCUUGGAGUACGUCAGAGAAGCCAUCAAGAACAAGAUUGAGUACGACCACUGGAUUGACCUUUCAACCCAUUUGGCAAUCUUCAAGGAGAUCUUUGGUGGACAUCUGCUCGUCCGUGGAGUGCGAGUGGAACUACGCCCUUCCAAGCUUCGCGACGCACAACCUGUUCUGGCUGUGGAAUCAUCUCAUCUUCGACUGCAAAUUCGAGGACAUGUCAAGGAGUGGCACAUACAUCCAGUAGAAGAUUUACGAGAAUGCAGCCACAAUCAGAUCUAUGGAGCGAUCGAUGAGGACGACUGGAUGAUUACCAUCUUUGGAACAGAGUUGCAAGGUGUGCCAGCUCCAUCAACUCCUAUGACAAGAACCAGAUCGAUUCCAUCACAGCCUAGCUUCAAGAAGAAGGAGGACGAGCCUCUUGCACAACCUUCAGUUCGAGCUCUACCUGAUGGAAGAGAUGAUGAAGCCUUGAUGCAGCCAGCCUAUGAGUCAGCGGAACCAGAUCAACAACCAGGAGAAGAAGAAUUUGAAGUCCAACCUCAUGCAGCCUUGGCUCCGAUUCGACCAAACUACAACUUGCGACGAGUUCUACAACGACUUCCAACACUGGUGGAACAAGGAGAAAAUGAAAGAGCCAAAAGACUGCUGCUGGGACUGCAUGAACGUCUUUGGCAUUCACCAGCUUCGGAUUUCACAAAUCUUCUUCGAAGAGCUGGCAUGUCUGGCGAAGUCAUCUCCCUUGCGAAGGAGGCUGUGAAGUGCUGUGCGAUUUGCAGGAAGCACAUCAGACUUCCGAAUCGUCCUCAACUACGAGCACGAGGUGCCCAUGUCUUCAACGAGACGGUCCAAAUGGAUUUGUUCUAUUGGGAGUCAACAUGGUUUAUGCUGCUGAUCGACGAAGCAACACGCUUCAAGAAGUGUGGCACCAUUGAUGGACAGGAGUCCGAACAUCUCAUGAAGGCCAUCCUGGAACUUUGGAUCUACCACUUUGGACCUCCUGAACGUUUGGUGCUGGAUCAGCAGGUGGCAUUGAUGAGUCACGACUCUGGUGCAGAAUUUGAACGCCUGGGAAUCAACCGCUGUCCUCGCGGCACUACUUCUGGUCAUGGUUCAGAGCAACAUACUGGUACAGGCAUCGUGGAAAGACACGUCCAGUUGACCAAGCUCACUAUGUUCAAACUACGAGCUGAACUUCAACGACAAGGUCUUCAACCAACUGAACCUGAGCUUGGACAAGAAGCAGCCAUGGCCCAGAACCUGACUUUGUCCUACGGCGGUGUGACUCCAUCUAUGGCCGUUUACGGCACCAUGCCUCGGGAGUUCUACAACCCUGACUCCGAGCAUGUGAUGAACACCGAGGGAGCUCUUGAGACAGAUCUGACAGUUUUCGAACGAGCUCUACGGAUCAGACAGACAUCUCUUGCACAAGCACAACAGGCUGUCAUUGAAGACAGAGUGGCACGAGCUUCAAGGACGAGACCUCACCAAUUGGAUGUUGGCGAACUUGUGGCCGGAACUUCAGAAGUUGAAUUUUACAGGGAGGUCAAGAAUGAUCAAGGAUGGCGAGGACCGGCGCUUCUACUACGCCUUGAUGCUGACGAAGGAGUUGCCAUCAUACAGUAUCAAGGAAAGCCCUACCUGGUCUCUUUGCGACACAUCCGAGCUUUCCGUGGCAUCUACCACAUGGAGAUUCAAACCCCUCAGAUGGACGAUGCACUUUGGAAGCUCAUGAAGUACGUGGAGAACAUGUCCGAGUACAAGGUGUACCUCUAUGGUUGGAUCCGCAAACGGAAUGAGUCUUGGGUGCGACUGCCAAAGAACAACAACGAGGCCAUCAACAUCAUUGCCAAGGCAGAGACAGUUUCAAAAGGCCUCACAAGUCGCACUCUACAUGGUGUUCUAUUUGGACGAGCUCUUCGAUCCAUGAAACCCCCAGCUGGAACCAUUGGCACUCUGAUCACAUGGAUUCAUGGUGGAAGAAACUACUCCAUUCAGGAGCACAAGACAGACAACCAUUUGCGGAUGAAAAGGAUUUCCAAUCACAACAAGGAGGACAUCUGCACCCUCUACUUCUUCUAUUACAUCAUGGUCAGCGAAGAAGCCAUCCAUCCAAAUGUUCAUCCAAAGAAGGAGAACACUGAAGAGAAGCCUGAAGCUCCUGAACCAUCCAAUCCAAUACCAAUGGAAGAAGAUCCACAGAGCAGAAAACGAGAAGGUCCAGAAUCACGCACUGUGAUUCUUUCUCCUGAGAAGAAGAAGCAGAAGAUCGCCUACAUCAAGAAUGAGAUCGAGUUCAUGCGACAUUGGUACAACGCCACAACUCCCCAACUUCGAGUACAACUUGAUUUCAGCGAAGAUUGGCGUUUGGGUCAUUCUCUUUUGACCGCAACUGCAAGGAACUUCCUCCUGCAGAAGUACGACCUUGACCGCAAGAACAACAAGACGAUGCUCUUCACCAUCGACUACAAGUGCAACAGUGAAGCCAUUGCAUGUCUCCGGACGGCCAAGAUCUACAAGGUGGAUCAAGAAACGAGUACCUUUGAAGAUCACCAAAUCUCUGCAGAGAUGUGGCCAGAGAUUGAUCUGGCAGACUCCAACGAAGUCAAGCAGUUCGUGGAGGAAAAGGCUUUCAAGCCAAUUCAUUCACUGCAGUUGACUGAUGAGAUGGUGGUGAUCGACUGCAAAUGGGUACGGAAACACAAACGAUACCCAGAUGGCUCCAUCAAGGUCAAGUCUCGACUAUGUGCCCGGGGAUGCUUCGAUGCACAGAAGCAACAGUUGACGACCCGAAGCACCACUGCGACGAGAUUGUCACAACGACUGUUGGUGUCGCAAGCAGCUCGAGACGAGGACAAAGAUGUGGAGAGCUGGGACAUUGCCGGUGCCUUCCUGAAAGGAUUUGAUUUCAAGCGAAUCCAGGAGUCCUUGAAGAAGCUUGGGUUAGAUGCACCGACAAGACAGGUGGUGGUGUUUCCCCCUCUCAACGUAUGGAGGCAUUUGCAGAAGUACUCAGAUCUUUUCAAGGUUCCUCAACAGUCUCUUCACCAAUAUGGUCUUUUGUGUUUGAAACCCAUCUACGGGCUCAACGAUGCUCCACUGGCUUGGCAGCUAUGUUUGCAUGAGUACAUCUUGGACUUAGGUGCAGCGAGAAGCAAACUGGAUGAAAACUGUUUUCUUUGGAAGCGGCCUUCAACAACCAUGAGCCUUGACAACGUGGAAGCGAUGCUAACCACUCAUGUUGAUGACUUGGCUCUGACGGCAUCUUCCAAAUGGCUGAACAAUCACUACAACAAGUUUGUCCAGAAGUUCAAGAAGGUUUCCAGACAGAGCCUGCCGUUUAGUCAUUGUGGAUGCACCUAUCGCCGAACCAAAGACGGUUAUGCCAUUGACCAAGAGGAUUUCGUGGACAAGAUGAAGCCAGCUCCGAUUCCUUCAAGACCUGAUGAUUCACGUUUGGAACAGUCCGAGGUCACAGACUUCAGAUCUGCCCUGGGUGCUCUUUUGUGGGUCACCGCAACUCGUUUGGAUUUGGUGGCAGAUGUUUCUUUGCUACAAUCAAAGGUGACUACAGCGACUGUGAAGGAGCUGAAGAUGGCCAAUGAAGUGCUGGUGAAAGCAAAAGAUUGCCGAGAAGCCGCCUUGCACUACAGGCGAUUUCAAACACCUCAUCAACGUUUGGUUUGUAUACAUGAUGCCAGUUCUGCAAACAAUGGUCGUCAUUACGCACAAGAAGGCAUUUUGGUUUUGCUUGCAGAUGACCAUUGGCGAGAUCAAACGAUGGAGCAUGAGGUGAUACAUGAUGAAGAAUCUGUGAGGAUGCAUGGAGGUGUCAUGCAUGUCUUGCAUGCACAUGGUGGAAAGGCAAAACGCAUUUCAUACAGCACCAGCCACGCUGAAACUUUGUCCAUGGUGAAUGGAACAGAAUCCACAACUUUGGUGAUGGUGCGACUCUCAGAGAUGAUGCAUAUUUCUCUCAAGCCUACGCUGAAGGAAUUGGUGGACAUCCAAGAGAACGGAAACCCAGCUUUGCCUUCAGAUUUCUACAUGGAUUGCAGAGACCUUUUCGAGCUUUGCACUGGACAGAAGGUUUUACCUCAAGACAAAACCCAGAGGUUGUAUGUGCUGGGCAUUCGUGAAGGUCGCAUCACUGGCCGUAUCCGUCAAACAACUUUGAUUCCAACUGAAUCGAUGACAGCUGAUGCAUUGACAAAACCAAUGCAAAGUCCAGAGUUGCUGCAGUUUCUCACUACGGGAAUGGUAACCAUAUAUGGGGUAGACAAUCACCCGGUGAUCAGCCGCAUUUUACCGUCCUUGCAGGACUAUGAUGAGCAGACCCUGAUGAUGGACGAUGAGAAGCUGCUGGACUAUGUGAAGGAGAAUCCGCAGGCUGUCAAAGCCUCACCCGCAACGGUGCUCUUCGGCCUGAUGGGCGUUUCGACAUCGAGCACUAUGCGGAUGGCGCUGAUGAUGGGAAUGGCAUCCAUGGCCAAUGCACAAGCCGUUCGUGAACAUGAAGUUCAACCGAGUUCCAACUACAUUGGCAUGGUGAUGUACUACUUCCUGAUCUAUGUCAUCGUGAUUGCAGCCAUCCUGACCGAGAAGUAUGUGUUCCAACUGCACUUCGUGCGAAAGAUCGGGCUCUACAUCGCGCACUAUGUCUUCAAGCUGAUGGACAUGAAGCUGAAGGUGGAGAUGAGCGAUGCUAUGGAGGUUGACGAUGAUGGCACAGAGAAGGAGAUUGUCGAACUACAACGGAAAGUUGCAGAUCUGGAAGCAGAAAAAGAACGACUCUUGGAGUACCAGUAUGUCCUGGUCAACAACAGGGACACGCACAAGGAGAACAGUGACCAAGCACAUAGCGAUCUUGCUAAGGCAGAGGAAAAGAUCGAAGACUUGGAAGAAGAGAUGGAACGAAAACGCAACAUUAUCGACAAGCUCAACAAGGAGAUCACUACGGCCUUGGAGCAGAAGAACUACAACGCAACACGGGUUGUCCAAAUGACAACCGCCAACAAGGAAAAGGAAGCCCGGAUUGCGGACCUGAAGGAGCAGCUCCGAAACAUGGGCAACAAGGUGGCACGACGAGAUGAAAGUUCUGGUGAUGGUGGCGCAGCACCGAGCUCAGCGCACGGAGAUGGACCACUUGGACUUCACCGGAUCGAUAUGAGAUCUAUGAAGGAAGCCUUGGAACAGGCAACCUCAGAAGUGGAAGAUUUGAAAGGAGAGAACCAGAGAUUGAAGAACACGCUGGAGGAGAAGAAGGAGUCCAUCCAGCGCAUGCAGCGGGUCUACGAGGAGCAGCAGCAGCGAAUUAGAGACGCACGUUUUCCAGAGGAAGUCCGAAUCACCAGCGGCGGUGCAAAAUAUCACUUGCCAAGCUGCAAACACCUGCAGCGAGCUGGAAAGGACAUCCCAUGUAGCACAUUCAGGCGAUGUUUCGACUGUGCCUGA